This is a messenger RNA of Microstroma glucosiphilum, 1872 nucleotides long. RefSeq lists its product as hypothetical. Gene Ontology annotation, biological process: regulation of transcription by RNA polymerase II. Gene Ontology annotation, cellular component: histone deacetylase complex; chromatin. The transcript is spliced from 2 exons. Gene Ontology annotation, molecular function: transcription coregulator activity; chromatin DNA binding; histone H3K9 demethylase activity. The record is from RefSeq and is a predicted model, not a curated record. The annotation marks the transcript as partial. Lineage: Eukaryota; Fungi; Basidiomycota; Exobasidiomycetes; Microstromatales; Microstromataceae.
AUGAGCGAUCGAUGGUACGAGUACCAAGUAGGAGAUUGCCAGCGCGGCCGUUGGUCUCGAUGGUACAAAUGUACGCACUGCACGGCAAGGCAAAUGGGCGACACAUGCCGCUUCGUCAAUCUCAGGAUCUUCCCGCUGCGCAGCCUGGACGGUAAGCUCAUAGUAGCAGACCCAGAGGACGAUGAUGCGCUGGAUUAUGCCCCUUUCUUCGGAAACGAGCUGCCUCGGAAGGUCACGUUCGACUACCCGCGAGCCAAGUCGCUGUUUCCUCCGGCGAGCGCGGCAAGCAUCAGCGACAUCAAAAGCACAGUCGCCAUUUCUCUGCAUCAGACUAUGAAGAUGGAGCUGGACCACGCUGCUAGACCCGAGACAUUGUGGCGCAAUCCCGAGCUCGUGAUACGGCCUCAGUGCGACUUCUGCUUGACUUCGCUCUUCUCUGCUUCGUACUGCUGUCGAUGUUGCGGAAAGGAGUACUGCCUCGAAUGCACUGAAGCAUUGAAGGCGAAGGAGGCUACUCCCGGCAAGUGGAACCAAGUCGCGUCUGUCGAGAAAUGUCGCCUUCAAAGAGUGCAUACCUUUAGCGAAUUGUGGCCUUUGACGAGGUUCAGGGUCGAAGAGCUUCAAGACGAGGUCAGAGAGAUGGAGAGGGUGCAGCGGGGCGGUCUUACUUCAGGUUUCACACUGUCCGAGACUGAAAGUCGACUGCCAGAGCACUCUGUGCAGCUUGAAGAGCCCCAGGAGAAUGCGGACCCAGCAGUGCCAUCAGAUUCUGUGCCUCUGGAAGAACGGACUCGACAAUGGUACAAGAGUCUCGAUGGCCCGACUGUGGAUGCAGCCAUUGGCUCGCAUCGAUUGCAGGAGUUCCAUGCAGGACAUGACGAAACAGCUUUCCGGAAACUGUGGGCCAGAGGCGAACCAGUGAUCGUCCAUGAUUGCAUCCGCGAUUCCCAGGAAGGCGAGGAAGACGAGCGGGGGGAGUGGGGUCCCCAGAGCUUCUGUACCUCACGAUGGCAGGAAGAGCCCUGCAGAAUCACUCGCUGCGACGCAGAUAACGCACAUCAGGACGUGUAUGUCUCCGACUUCUUCUCUACCUUUGGCAAGUCUCCCGAAGAGAAGCUGGCGAAGCUUGGCAAAGGGGUCUGGAAGCUGAAAGACUGGCCGCCGAGCUCGGCUUUCGAUGAUGCUUUUCCCGACCUCUACAAGCACUUCAACAGGGCCCUACCUGUUCCUGCUUUCACUCGUCGUGAUGGACGGAUGAACAUUUCCGCCCUGUUCCCCACUAAUGCCAAUGCUCCUGAUCUGGGACCCAAGAUGUAUAACGCCUGGCCCUCCACAGAAGAUCAGGUCGGCAUGGGAUCCACCCGACUUCACAUGGAUAUCGCCGACGCUGUAAACAUCAUGUACUAUGCCGCUAAGCCGCUCAACGCAGAGGAGCUUCCAUUGGCCCACCGUGAUGGCGUUGCUGCUUGGGAUAUCUUCCCUGCUGGCGACUCGAACAAGAUUCGCGAUUACCUUCGAGAGACAAGAAAGGUGGAGGAGCACGAAGAUCCGAUCCAUUCGCAAAAGUACUUCCUCGAUGCUGGUGAUCGUCAGAAAUUGUGGGACACCAAGGGCGUGCGCAGUUGGCGGAUAUACCAGAAGGCCCAUGACGCCAUCUUUAUCCCUGCUGGAUGCGCACAUCAGGUCUGCAAUCUUACGGACUGCAUGAAGAUAGCCGUCGACUUUGUCUCUCCGGAAAAUGUGGCGAGGUGUUUCCGUCUCACGGCUGAGUUCAGAGCAUUGAGCAACAACAAGGUUCGCAGCUGGAAGGAAGACGUGCUACAGCUCAAGUCGAUGCUCUGGCAUGCCUGGAGAGCCUGUCGAGAAAUGGAA